Messenger RNA from Bicyclus anynana (squinting bush brown), 6117 nucleotides. It is a transcript of the gene brm, whose product is annotated as ATP-dependent helicase brm. Gene Ontology annotation, molecular function: ATP-dependent chromatin remodeler activity; transcription factor binding; histone binding. The record is from RefSeq and is a predicted model, not a curated record. The transcript has 29 exons. Gene Ontology annotation, biological process: positive regulation of transcription by RNA polymerase II. NCBI's taxonomy places the organism in Eukaryota, Metazoa, Arthropoda, Insecta, Lepidoptera, Nymphalidae. Gene Ontology annotation, cellular component: nucleus. Bases 283 to 5313 code for a protein of 1676 amino acids.
UAAAAAAAUAAAUGUAUUGGAUUGGCGUUGGAUGGCAUUCUGUAAUUUUGGCAUAGAAACAAAAAUGCUUCUUUUAAAAUGUUAACAUUUACCUAUAGUUGAUUAAUAUAAAUAUUAGCUGUUUUAAUUAAUUGGUUCAUGAAUAAUUUUAAACAUAUUGAAGAAGUUAUUCAAGUGACAAUAAUACAUAGUGACGCGAUACGAUCCGCCAUAAAUGUAACUCACUAUUUCAGUGAAUUGUUUAUAUUUUGAUAGUUAUUAUGUUUUAAAUAAGAAGACAAAAUGGCUAGUCCAUCUCCGCAAAGUAGCCCCAUGCCGCCGCCACAAGCGCCCAGUCCCAUGGGGCCGCCGUCACAAAGCCCAGCGCCGCCGCAGUCUCCGCACAGUCCUUACAAUCAACACGUCAACGGGCCACCAUCUCAUCCACCUAGUUCUGGACAACCUAUGCAGAAUCACAUGCCACCUUCAGGUCCACCGCACACUAUUGCCUCUAACACUAACGGUGGACCACAACAGCAUCCGGGUAUACCGCCGCCGGGACACCAAAUGUCGCCUCAUAUGGUCGGACAGCACAUGCCUGGACCACCGGGACAUCCUAUGAGCACACCUGGACCUCAUCAAGGACCUGGCCCAAAUGGUCACUCUAAUAUGCCUAGUAACGCUCAACACCCGAAUAUGCAAGUACAGGGCCCACCCCAUGGAUACAUGCAGCAUCAGAUUGGUCACAUGCCGCCUAAUCAGGGUCCCAUGACAAUGGGCAGUGGACCUCCGCCUCCAGGUAAUGGACCACAGGGGCCACCUGGGCCGCCGCUCCCGUUAGGCGGUCCACCUCCUCACGGUGUGCAUCCUCAAGGAAUGCCACCCAUGCCACCGCAUCACGGCAUGAUGGCGUCACAGGCGGGGUACUCCCACGCGGCGCCCUCUCCCGGCGGAGCACCGACUCCGCCUGGAGGGGCUCCCGCCAACCAGCCGUCCGGAGCUCCGCCACAACAGCCACCAGCGGCGCAGACUCCGCCACACGGCGCCGCGCCACCGUCCACCUCUGCGAACGGAGCGCCCUCGUCAUCUCCAAUGCAGGGUUCACUCGCUGCUUCGGGACCUGAUAAUCUCAACGCAUUGCAGCGCGCUAUUGACUCCAUGGAAGAGAAGGGCUUGCAAGAGGACCCGCGUUAUUCUCAGCUGUUGGCCAUCCGCGCGCGUUCCAACCCUCAGGAUCCCAACAAGGGGCUGUUCUCCAACAAUCAACUAGGUCAAUUAAAGGCACAAAUAGCAGCGUAUCGAAAGCUGGCAUGUAACCAGCCAAUCACACAACAAAUAGCUCUUAUGGCGGCUGGCAAACGAACUGGGGACACGCCGCCAGAGUGUCCCACGCCUCCUGCGCAGCCGCCCUCGCCCUACAGCCAGGGGCAACCGCAGCCGGGCGGGCAGAGUGCGGGGGCGACGGGCGGAAAAGGCGCGGCGGGUGGGGACGCGGCGCGGGGCGGCGGGGGAGCGCCCCCCACACCCCUGCCCAUGACAGGGCAGAUGGCGCCGCCCACGCAGCCCACUCCGCCUCUUGUCAAUCCGCCAAUGGCAGGCGCGCUUCCAAUCCGAGGCCCUGCGCCGCUGAGACCGCCCGGACCUAACGUUGGACCUCCAACUACUCAACAGCCGGGAGUGCCGACGCCGGGUGCGAAACAGAAUCGCAUCACGUCCAUCCCGAAACCAGUCGGCAUUGAUCCCAUACAAAUAUUAAAUGAAAGGGAAAACAGGAUAGCAGCGCGAAUCGCAUACCGGAUGGAGGUGCUCUCCAACCUGCCCGCCAACAUAUCGGACGACCUCCGCCUGCAAGCGCAGAUCGAACUGCGGGCUCUUAGAGUACUCAACUUCCAGAAACAACUGCGCGCUGAGAUAUUGGGCCAAGUCCGACGCGACACGACGCUGGAGACGGCGGUGAACAUCAAAGCGUACAAGCGCACCAAGCGGCAGGGACUGCGCGAGGCGCGCGCCACUGAGAAGCUCGAGAAGCAACAGAAGUUGGAGGCGGAGAGGAAGCGUCGGCAGAAGCAUCAAGAGUUCCUGCAGACUGUGUUGCAACAUGCGAGGGACUUCAAGGAGUACCACCGCAACAACGUGGCGAAGCUGUCGCGCAUGAACAAGGCCAUCAUGAACCACCACGCCAACGCCGAGCGCGAGCAGAAGAAGGAGCAGGAGCGCAUCGAGAAGGAGCGUAUGAGGCGUCUAAUGGCUGAAGAUGAGGAGGGCUACAGGAAGCUCAUUGAUCAGAAGAAAGACAAGCGCUUAGCGUUCCUGCUGUCACAGACCGACGAGUACAUCGCCAGCCUCACGGAGAUGGUGAAGCAACACAAGCAGGAGCAACGCAAGAAACAGCAAGAAGAAGAAAGAAGGAAACGGAAAUCAAGAAAAAAGAAGGUGCUAGAAGGCGGCGAGAUCGAUGCGCUGGAUGACAGCUCGCAGACUUCCGAUUCUCGGAUCAGCGUUAUGGAUCCUAAAACAGGAGAGAUAUUGCGAGGGGAAGAGGCUCCACUGCUGUCCCAGUUCAAGGAUUGGAUGGAAACUCAUCCGGGAUGGGAGGUGUUGUCUGAUUCUGAUGAUUCUGGAGAUGACAGCCAAGACGAUGAAAAGAGAGAGAGACGAGAGAAGCACCACGAGAAGAGUGACAGAGAGAAGACUGAUGAGGAGAAAGCUCGUGAAAUGAUCAAGAAGGCGAAAGUUGAAGAUGACGAGUACAAAACUGAAGAACAGACAUACUACAGCAUUGCUCACACGGUCCACGAAUCCGUCACAGAACAAGCCAGCAUUUUGGUUAAUGGAAAUCUUAAAGAGUACCAGAUUAAGGGUCUAGAAUGGCUGGUUUCCCUUUUCAACAACAAUUUGAAUGGAAUUCUGGCGGACGAGAUGGGUCUCGGCAAGACCAUCCAGACUAUAGCAUUGGUUACCUAUCUCAUGGAGAAAAAGAAAGUCAACGGGCCAUUCCUUAUUAUUGUACCAUUGAGUACAUUGUCGAACUGGGUGCUCGAGUUCGAGAAGUGGGCGCCGACGGUGAUGGUGGUGUCGUACAAGGGCUCGCCGCAGUCGCGCCGCCUGGUGCAGACACAGAUGCGCUCCACCAAGUUCAACGUGCUGCUCACCACCUACGAGUACGUCAUCAAGGACAAGGGCGUGCUCGCCAAGGUGCAAUGGAAAUACAUGAUAAUCGACGAGGGCCACCGCAUGAAGAACCACCACUGCAAGCUGACGCAGGUGCUCAACACGCACUACGUGGCGCCGCACCGCCUGCUGCUGACCGGCACGCCGCUGCAGAACAAGCUGCCCGAGCUGUGGGCGCUGCUCAACUUCCUGCUGCCCUCCAUAUUCAAGAGCUGCUCCACCUUCGAGCAGUGGUUCAACGCGCCCUUCGCUACCACCGGGGAGAAGGUGGAACUGAACGAGGAGGAGACCAUCCUCAUCAUCCGACGUCUGCACAAAGUACUCCGGCCCUUCCUGCUGCGGCGGCUCAAGAAGGAGGUGGAGAGCCAGCUGCCGGACAAGGUGGAGUACAUCAUCAAGUGCGACAUGAGCGGCCUGCAGCGAGUGCUCUACAAACACAUGCAGUCGAAGGGCGUGCUGCUGACGGACGGGUCGGAGAAGGGCAACAAGGGCAAGGGCGGCGCGAAGGCGCUCAUGAACACCAUCGUGCAGCUGCGCAAGCUGUGCAACCACCCCUUCAUGUUCCAGCACAUCGAGGAGAAGUUCUGCGACCAUCUCGGCGGCGGCGGCGGCGUCGUCAAUGGACCCGAUCUUUAUCGUGUUUCUGGCAAAUUCGAACUGUUGGAUCGUAUUCUGCCCAAACUGAAGAAAGCUGGACAUAGAGUGCUCAUGUUCUGUCAAAUGACCCAGUGUAUGACCAUCAUAGAGGACUACUUCUCCUGGAGAGGUUUCUCGUACUUAAGAUUGGACGGUAUGACGAAGGCCGAGGACCGCGGCGAGCUGCUGAAGAAGUUCAACGAGGUGGGCUCGGAGUACUUCAUCUUCCUGCUGUCGACGCGCGCCGGCGGGCUGGGGCUCAACCUGCAGAGCGCCGACACCGUCAUCAUCUUCGACUCGGACUGGAAUCCGCAUCAGGAUCUCCAAGCUCAGGAUCGCGCGCAUCGUAUCGGCCAGCGCAACGAGGUGCGCGUGCUGCGGUUGAUGACGGUCAACUCUGUAGAAGAGAGAAUCUUGGCUGCAGCCAGAUACAAACUAAAUAUGGACGAGAAAGUAAUUCAAGCGGGUAUGUUUGACCAAAAGUCUACUGGCUCAGAGCGACAGCAGUUUCUACAGAGUAUAUUACAUCAAGACGGAGAUGAUGAAGAGGAGGAAAACGAGCUCCCCGACGACGAUCUGAUCAACGAGAUGAUCGCGCGCUCAGAAGACGAGCUCGAGCUGUUCAAGCAGAUCGACAUCGAGCGCAAGAAGACGGAGACGCAGUCGCGGCUCAUCGACGAGUCCGAGUUACCCGACUGGCUGGUGAAAGAGGACGACGAGGUCAUCUGCAACAAGGGUCAAGGCUGGAACUAUCUAGACGACGACGAAACCCUCGGGCGCGGGUCCCGGCAGCGCAAAGAAGUGGACUACUCCGACUCGCUGACAGAGAAGGAGUGGCUCAAAGCCAUCGACGAGGAGUUCGAAGAUGAGGAGGAGGAUGAUGAUGACGAUGAAGUGCUCGAUAAAAAAAGGAAAAAGGGUCGUAAGCGACGACGCCAAGAGGAAUCUGAUGAGGAGGAAGUGCCCUCCUCCUCGUCCUCGAAGAAAAAGAGCAAAACUGAAAUUAAUAUGCUCAAGAAACGUCUUAAAAGCAUCAUGAAAAAAGUCAUAGACUAUACUGAUGAACAUAGAAAUGGUCGGGUACUUUCGGAGCCGUUCAUGAAACUGCCGUCGCGUCGAGAACUGCCCGACUACUAUGACGUCAUCAAGAAACCGCUCGAUAUCAAGAAGAUUAUGAACAGGAUCGAAGAUUGCAAGUACAUGGACAUUUCUGACAUGGAACGCGAUUUCUUCACGCUGUGCGCGAACGCGCAAACCUACAACGAGGAGGCGUCGCUGAUCUACGAGGACUCGGUGCGACUGCGGAACGUGUUCAUUGAAAUCAGACGCCGAUACGACAACGGACAGAACUCUGAUGAGUCUGACGAUAAUGAGAACAUUAAAGCAGAAGAAGAGGAUUCAGACGUAGAGUCGAAUCGAUCUGUCAAAAUGAAAAUCAAAUUGAAGAACAAAAGUAAAAGCACCCCUUCCAGGAAGACUAAAAAGAAAAAAUAUGUCUCCGACGAGGAAUACUUUGAGGAAGAUUAAGUUAAUAUGAUAGUAUUAUAAGCUUCACCUAAUUUACAGUUAAAUAUGACACUUACCUAUAGGAAGUUUCAUCAUUAUGAGCCUAUAUGAAUGGCCCGGAGCGAGGUCUCCCUAUAUAUAGAAGGGAGUUUGGAUUCCAUCAUGCUCCAAUGUGGACUGGUGGCCAAACUGUAAUAGUUCGGAACUCAAAAGAAUUUGCUGCACUCCGGGUGUAUGCAGAUUUCAGAUAUAAAAAGCAACCCGUCAAAAGACUGGGUCAUUUAGCACUGCUUUAUAUGUGUAAUACAAGAAAUGGUAGCUUCCGCCGCGAAUUUUAGUGGACAUCCUAUCUCGUAAUACAGAAUUAAUUUUUAUAUUACUAUAACAAUUAUUAUUACUAUAAAUUGGAUCUGACCGCUAUCAAACAUUAUUAAAUGAGUAUACUAAACCUGUUGCUUAAUCUAUUAACAGUACAUUAAAAAAUCAGGCUUUUAUGAAAUAUUUUUUCUUUCAGUUUUAUUUAUGUGUGGUGAGGUGCAACUUUUUUAGUUAUAAUAAAUAAAAUUAAUUUGGUAUUCAAGAUGAAUCUUUUUACAAUUAUUAAAUUGAAAUCAUAAUGGAAUAAUAUUAUAACUAUUUAAUAUAAUGAUGUAGGAUAAAUAUUCUUACUAAAAUAAAUUUGUAAGCAAAUUCAUGAAAUUAUUUGAUAUUCAAUUUUAUUAUAAUACCUUGGUACAAGAUUGUUUUAUUAUUAGACAUUUAAAUAAAUGUAUUUGUAGUAUCAUGACAUGUAUGUGUUAGUAAAUAAAAAUGCAGUAAUAACGA